Messenger RNA from Pongo pygmaeus (Bornean orangutan), 4713 nucleotides. RefSeq names its product eukaryotic translation elongation factor 1 delta (gene EEF1D). The record is from RefSeq and is a predicted model, not a curated record. Gene Ontology annotation, biological process: translational elongation. Bases 2697 to 4640 code for a protein of 647 amino acids. NCBI's taxonomy places the organism in Eukaryota, Metazoa, Chordata, Mammalia, Primates, Hominidae. Gene Ontology annotation, cellular component: eukaryotic translation elongation factor 1 complex; cytosol. The transcript has 9 exons. Gene Ontology annotation, molecular function: translation elongation factor activity; guanyl-nucleotide exchange factor activity.
AGAAAGCUUCCGUUUGCCCAGGUGUGUGGAGACCUCCAGGCUGUGCAGCACCUUGGUGGCCACAGCUCUCCAGGAUGUCCUCACCUUCCUCAGGGCCCUGCCCUCCUGACCUGGAGUGUUCUGGGUAGGAGUCUUUGCCAUGGCUGCUCCCAGGACAGGGACGGGAGGCUGUGAGGGCCAUGCCGCUGCAGUGGGUCUUGCUGGGUGCCACCUGUGUCACAGGCCCCAUUAGCUGGGUGGAGCCUUCCAAAGCCAGGACCCCACGGCACUCUCAAACUCUGGGCAGCUGCCAGAGGCUCAGGUGCUUGGCAGACACUGUCUGCCCCUCAGGGAAGAGCCUUGGUGGUAAGCCUGGCCUGCUUCCAAGGAGCAGAGUGGGGACACUUGGGCCAUUUCCCCCUGGGGCCUGGCUCUGGCGUUUCCAAGACUGCUUCUCUGGCAGCCGGCUGUCUCCCUGUGUUCUCUUUAGAAAGCUCCUCCUGAGCUUGGAUAAACUGCAGGAGCGAAGGGGCUGACCGUUUGUAGGGAUGCAGUUGAAAAAGUCGUUGCGUCCUGCAUGUGCCUGUCGUCGGCGAAGCGUUGAAGCUCAGACUCGAUCUCUGUUAGGAGAGAUGGUGCGCUUGGUCCGGCAGGUCCUCCUGUGCUUGGGAACGCGGGAAGCGGGGAAAUGAGGAGGUGGGCUCGGAUGUGUGGGGGGCUGUGCUGGCUGUCCUGGGAGGCUCUCUGCCCGCUGUUAGUGGCCAGCUCCCCAGGUGACGGGCCUGGCCUCUAGGUCUCCAGCAUGACUCACUAUGGUGUCUCCAGAGGGCUUCCUCUCUGCAGGGAAGCCCACCCAAGAUCUCUCUUACUGGUCCCAUGCGGCAGCUGCCUCCGUAGCAUCCUUGUCUCCACCAGACCCCUGCAGGGUGCCCAGUUCCUCCCUGCAGGGUGCUCCCUGCUGCAGUGUGGGGUGUACAGAGGUGGGCAGGGCCCUGGAGCUCCCAUUGGUGAAGGAAGUCGGAUCCCAGCCAGGGCUCUCGGGUUGAUCAGCAGUAGGAGGUGGCCCCUCCUGCCCAGUCCCACCCAGGACACGGGCUGGUGGCUGGGCUUUCAGCUGUGCCCAGCUGCCCUUCCCAGAGCUUGCAGGGUUUCUGAGGUGGCUCUUGUGAGAUUAGGGGCAGGACACCUGGUGUCUCCAGCCAAGGAGUGAACGGGGUGAAGGCUCUGUCCUUGUGUGCACACUGUAGCAGAGUGAGUCUGGGAGGCCUUUGCGGCUUGUGCUGGGGCCCUUGGGUGCCAGCCCUGUGUUGACGGUGGCUCCUGCUGAGAGAGAGGCCCUGUACCAACGUGGGCCCUGGGCUGCCUCCCCCUUGAGGGUCCUUGUCAUCUUCCGGGCCUCCUUCAGCAGACCGGACACAGGGGCAGUGCAGGGGAGGGGCUUGGGGGAGCUCUUGGCAGCUCCAGGGGAUGCUUGUGGGCGUUGGCUUACCUUGUCUCAGGCUGCCUUUCUCAGGUGACGACAGGGUGGGUGGAUUUGGGAAAGGUUGGCUCAGAUAGUGGUCCCUGCUUGUCCCUCAGGGCCUGCCUAGGCUCCAGCUAACAGUAAUCCCAAGAGCUCCCCUUUCAGGGGAUAACGGAGUGACGCCGCCUCGAGCGUGUGGACUCAGCUGCCACCUGGGAUUGUGGUGGUGGCGGGUCUGUCUGGCACUCAGCUUCUGUCUCCACCAAUGUCACCUCCACACCACCUCGCCAAGCAGCUUCUGGAAAGGCCCCCGGCUGGCUCGGGCCGACCUGCUGCUGUGUCUGACCCGGUUAGUCUUUUUGGCUGCCUCUAACCUUGCUGCUUUUCCUUCAUGCUGUCCUAGGAGGCCAAAGCAAAGUAAGUACUCGCCUGUCCUCGUGCCCCAUUCCCCUUCAUUUGACCGGGGAACCCCCAGCCAUCACUGCACCCGAGGGAACCCAAGACCACCUGUACGUGGCCCAGUCUGCGCAGAGGGGCUGCAGUUUCCCAUCUGUAAAGUGGAGGAAUUGGGUUUUCUGGAUGGGGCAGCAGCAGGUGGACACCCUGUGUGGCCGUGAGCAGGGUCCUGGCCUGGGCUGGCAGGUCAGCAGCUGACAUGCGGCUCCCUGCGGGGAACUGGUGGCAGUGCCAGGUCUCGGCAGGAGCCUUGAAGUGGCUUCCCCUCCCUGAGCGGCAGCUUCUGCCCGGAGCCCCCAAGAACAUAGUCUGAGGCCACUUUGGCCAGUAAAGUCUGGUAGGGCAUUGACACUGGGGACCAGCUUAGUGGCACUGCCGAUGGGACCUGCACGGCUCCAUGGAAGCAGAGAGACUGGCGGGGGUACCACCGCACGAUGUCACAAUGCCCUGUCUCCUGGGCUCUUGCUCCCACCCCACCCCCAACCCACAACCCCUGCCUCUGCCCAUCAGCCUGGCCUUGGUAAGUGCUGCCCCAGCCUGGGGAAGGAAUGAGCAGGGGAGCCUAGGGAGCUUCUUCAUGGGCCCUGUGGCCUCCUGGCCCUGGUUGCUCGUUGGUGCCAUUAGAACUUGUUGCUGGGACUGAGAGAUUCUGGCCACAUACCCGCAAAGAACUCCAUGUUCCACUUAGAGGCUUCAGAGUGCAGUGCGCGGGGCCUUCCCAAAAGUCCUCCCUGCCUGGGUGGAGCGCAGACAGCUCAGCACCGCACGGGGGCGUUGGAGCCAGCCUUGGUUUUGUUGGAUGAGGAGCGGGAAGGCCUCCUGCACCCUGGAGACCGUGUGGGAAGACAAGCACAAGUAUGAGGAGGCCGAGCGGCGCUUCUACGAGCACGAGGCCACGCAGGCGGCCGCCUCCGCCCAGCAGCUGCCAGACGAGGGGCCAGCCGUGAAUGGGCCUGGCCAGGACGACCCUGAGGACGCUGAUGAGGCAGAGGCCCCUGACGGCGGCAGCAGGAGUGAUCCCAGGAAGAGCCAGGACAGCAGGAAGCCCCUGCACAAAAAGAGGAAGUGCUCCCCCAAGAGCGGGCUCGGCCCCGCGGACCUGGCCUUCCUGGGCCUCUCGGCCGAAUGCGUGUGGCUGGACAAGUCACUUUUCGACCAGGCAGAGAGCUCCUACCGCCAGAAGCUGGCAGAUGUGGCUGCCCAGGCAGCCCGGCCUCCUGCCUUGGCCCCUUGGGGUCUCUGCACCCAUGGAAACCAGGUGGCCUGCCACCAUGUGACCUGGGGGAUCUGGGUCAACAAGUCCUCCUUCGACCAGGCUGAGCGGGCCUUUGUGGAGUGGUCUCAGGCCCCGUUGCUGGCCCCCGAGGGCAGCCGCAGGCAGGGGACUCCCAACACAGGCCAGCAGGUGGCCGUCCCCGACCUGGCCCACCAGCCCAGCCCACCGGUCAAUGGCCAGCCCCCGCUGGGCAGCCUGCAGGCACUGGUUCGGGAGGUGUGGCUGGAGAAGCCCCAGUAUGAUGCAGCCGAGAGGGGCUUCUACGAGGCCCUGUUUGACGGCCAUCCCCCAGGGAAGGUGCGCCUGCAAGAGCGAGCCGGCCUGGCCGAGGGUGCCCGGCGGGGCCGCAAAGACCGGCGGGGCCGCAACAUCUUAGGGAACAAGCGGGCCGGGCCGCGGCGGGCCAAUGGGGAGGCCCUCUCUGCCUUGCCCUACUGUUACUUCCUGCAGAAGGAUGCAGAGGCCCCCUGGCUCAGCAAGCCUGCCUACGACAGCGCCGAGUGCCGCCACCACGCUGCCGAGGCCCUGCGCAUGGCCUGGUGCCUCGAAGCUGCCUCCCUGUCUCACCGACCUGGUCCUCGGUCUGGCCCGUCUGUGUCCAGCCUGAGACCCAACAGAAAAAUGGCUACAAACUUCCUAGCACAUGAGAAGAUCUGGUUCGACAAGUUCAAAUAUGACGACGCAGAAAGGAGAUUCUACGAGCAGAUGAACGGGCCUGUGGCAGGUGCCUCCCGCCAGGAGAACGGCGCCAGCGUGAUCCUCCGUGACAUUGCGAGAGCCAGAGAGAACAUCCAGAAAUCCCUGGCUGGAAGCUCAGGCCCCGGGGCCUCCAGCGGCCCCAGCGGAGACCACAGCGAGCUCGUCGUCCGGAUCGCCAGUCUGGAAGUGGAGAACCAGAGCCUGCGUGGCGUGGUACAGGAGCUGCAGCAGGCCAUCUCCAAGCUGGAGGCCCGGCUGAAUGUGCUGGAGAAGAGCUCGCCUGGCCACCGGGCCACGACCCCGCAGACCCAGCAUGUCUCUCCCAUGCGCCAAGUGGAGCCCCCAGCCAAGAAGCCAGCCACACCAGCAGAGGAUGACGAGGAUGAUGACAUUGACCUGUUUGGCAGCGACAAUGAGGAGGAGGACAAAGAGGCGGCACAGCUGCGGGAGGAGCGGCUACGGCAGUACGCGGAGAAGAAGGCCAAGAAGCCUGCACUAGUGGCCAAGUCCUCCAUCCUGCUGGAUGUCAAGCCUUGGGACGAUGAGACGGACAUGGCCCAGCUGGAGGCCUGUGUGCGCUCUAUCCAGCUGGACGGGCUGGUCUGGGGGGCUUCCAAGCUGGUGCCCGUGGGUUAUGGUAUCCGGAAGCUACAGAUUCAGUGUGUGGUGGAGGACGACAAGGUGGGGACAGACUUGCUGGAGGAGGAGAUCACCAAGUUUGAGGAGCACGUGCAGAGUGUCGAUAUCGCAGCUUUCAACAAGAUCUGAAGCCUGAGUGUGUGUAUGUGCGCGCGUGUGCGCGUGCGUGAGGCCCUGCCACGAUUAAAGACUGAGACCGGCA